Merops nubicus (carmine bee-eater) is the source of this 740-nucleotide messenger RNA. RefSeq names its product claudin 10 (gene CLDN10). Gene Ontology annotation, biological process: bicellular tight junction assembly; cell adhesion. The record is from RefSeq and is a predicted model, not a curated record. Gene Ontology annotation, molecular function: structural molecule activity. The transcript has 4 exons. Gene Ontology annotation, cellular component: bicellular tight junction; plasma membrane. NCBI's taxonomy places the organism in Eukaryota, Metazoa, Chordata, Aves, Coraciiformes, Meropidae. The coding region runs from base 42 to 482 and encodes 146 amino acids.
UCUUUCUCACUGCAGGUUACAUCCAAGCCUGCAGAGGACUGAUGAUCUCUGCUGUCUGCCUGGGCUUCUUCGGUGCUGUGUUUGGACUGAUUGGGAUGAAGUGUACAAAAGUCGGAGGCUCCGACAAGACUAAAGCAAAAAUAGCUUGUCUAGCUGGACUGAUUUUCAUACUCUCUGGGUUGUGCUCUAUGACUAGUUGUUCCCUGUAUGCAAACAGGAUUACGUCUGAGUUCUUUGAUCCUUCUUUUGUUGCACAAAAGUAUGAAUUAGGAGCAGCAUUGUUCAUUGGAUGGGCUGGAGCUUCACUCUGCAUAAUUGGUGGCAGUAUAUUCUGCUUCUCUAUAGCUGAAAACAGUAAUUCUCCAAGGAGGGGGUACACAUAUAAUGGAGCUGCAUCUGUGAUGUCUUCUCGUACAAAGGUCCACAACAGUGUCCCAGACAAAACCCCACCAAAGCACUUUGACAAGAACGCUUACGUUUGAUUGUACUGUUGGAAGAUUCAAAGCGUUUGAAAAAUGAGUUUGUACGUUUCAUCCAGAGUGAUUUCUCCCCUCCACCCUAAUGUACUUACCACUAAGACAAUGACUUUUUAAACCUUUAACUUGCAGGUUUUUACAUAUUGAUGUAAAUUUUAUUAUCUAAUAUUUUAAGAUUGAUGUUGGUAUUGUAAAGUUUAUACCUGGAAAUCAUGAGCUGAUGUUGCUCUCUUGAAAAAAAAUAAAUGAGGUACUUACCAAUUC